Molecule: messenger RNA, 672 nt
Organism: Spirodela intermedia
Lineage: Eukaryota; Viridiplantae; Streptophyta; Magnoliopsida; Alismatales; Araceae
Source: the annotation of a GenBank genome assembly
AUGUCUACCAUAGCUCGGCUCCUCACCAUCUUGAUCACCAUUACCACCACCACCUCGGGGCGAAGCCUGGACUAUGGUCUAACACAGCCGCCGCCGCCGCCGCCGCCGCCGCCGCGAAGUUCCCACCAACAUAUCGUCUUCUUCAUGAGCGACAUGCUGGACGGAGGAACUCCCUCGACGGAGCCAGAGCCCAACAUCGACAACCAGCCAGUUAUCAAUAACCCUGUAGGAACUCCAUCGCCGGAACCCAGCGCCAACCUUCCCGCUGCCGGUGGCGGCGGUGAAUCCAGCAGCUGGGUCCCGUACAUCUCCGAUCUUCAAGGACUAGAGGUUGGGGUCAUCACAGUGAUUGACGAGGACCUGAGGGAAGGCAGCGCGGUCCAAUCACCAUUUGUGGGCAGAGCGCGAGGAAUUUACGUGGCGGUUCCGGGGGAUUCCGGCAGCCAUAUGAUGGCCAUGACCGCAAGAUUCGCCGAUGGCGAGCCGGAAGACAGUCUGAGAUUCUUCGGGAUCUACCAAUCCGAGUCCUCUGCGUCCCAUAUUGCUGUCAUCGGCGGCACGGGAAGGUACGACGGAGCAAAUGGGUACGCUACGGUGAAGAGAAUCAAUGCUCUUGUCAGCUCAACUGGUCCUGCAGAGAAGAAGCUCUUACUCACUGUCUUCCUGAGCUGA